This is a messenger RNA of Oryza brachyantha (malo sina), 1493 nucleotides long. RefSeq names its product thioredoxin-like protein HCF164, chloroplastic. Bases 92 to 877 code for a protein of 261 amino acids. The transcript has 5 exons. Lineage: Eukaryota; Viridiplantae; Streptophyta; Magnoliopsida; Poales; Poaceae. Gene Ontology annotation, biological process: cytochrome b6f complex assembly. Gene Ontology annotation, cellular component: chloroplast thylakoid membrane. The record is from RefSeq and is a predicted model, not a curated record.
UGCCUGCACGGUAGUUCUUCUUCCUCCUGCGCCGUGCCGUCUCGUUGCAGGCUAACGUUGGGAAGAGAAAACCAGGGAGAUAUCGGGGAAGAUGGCGGUCGUGGCCUCGAGGUGUACGGGACUGCUCCUCCCCGACCUCCGCACGAGCCUUGCUGGCCUCCGCCGCCGCUCGACGCCGGCUUCUUCUCUCAGCCUCCGCCCGCGACGGGGUCGUCGCCGGUUGGGGUCCCUCGCCUGCGUCGCGCCGCCCGAUUCGGCGGAGCCGCAGACGGAUGAGCAGGCUGCGAAAGAUGACUCGACUGAAGAUAAGGCUGAGACAAGUAGUGCAUCCCAGGAUGCUGGGACUCCAACUUUCCCCAAUAAGGAUCUCAGCAGAAGGAUAGCUCUACUCUCCACUAUUGCAGCUGUGGGCCUCUUUGCAUCUCAAAGACUCGACUUUGGAGGCGUUUCUCUCAAAGAUCUUGCUGCCAAUGCUACUCCAUAUGAAGAGGCUCUUUCAAAUGGCAAGCCCACUGUAGUGGAGUUUUAUGCAGACUGGUGUGAAGUCUGUCGAGAGUUAGCACCAGAUGUCUACAAAGUUGAGCAACAGUACAAGGACCGUGUCAACUUUGUCAUGUUAAAUGUUGACAACACAAAGUGGGAACAAGAGCUGGACGAGUUUGGAGUAGAAGGCAUUCCUCAUUUUGCCUUUCUGGAUAAGGAGGGAAAUGAGGAAGGCAAUGUUGUUGGGAGGCUUCCAAAACAAUAUUUUCUUGAUAAUGUGGUUGCUCUCGCUUCCGGUGAAUCCACUGUACCUCACGCACGAGUUGUUGGUCAAUUCUCAAGUGCAGAAUCCCGAAAAGUUCAUCAAGUUUCUGAUCCGAGAAGCCAUGGCUAACAAUAGCUUGUUCUGGUGAUUAAUUUUAGUUGUAAUGCCAAGACCUAUGGACAAGUAAGUCCUCGUUACUCUGUUGAAGAGGAGGCAAUUCUGGGCUGCAUGCUUAUUCCUGGAACCAAGGACUAUGGUGUUGGAUAGAGGUGCAGAGCUGGCCAACUCGAGAAAUCCCCUAAAAAAUGCAACCGUGUUCAAUUGUACUAUAUGAUUUUGCUGGUGGAUUCAGGCACCCGGCUACAACUUCGAUAUGUUGGUGAUAUUUGAACCAGUGCAGCUCUGCACACGUAUUUACAUACUGCAAGCUGCGAGCAUGCACAUGUUAGUACAUUGUUUACCAUUAGUUAAGACUUCAAUAGAAUGAUUAUUUACAGGAGCUUACUAAAGUUUAUGUGAUAUAUAUGCUUCUUCUACUUUGAGCUUAUUAAUUGAAAGAGAUUUUUUACCAUCCUUUAAAAAGUAUCUUAAGGUACCAUAUUUUUAAUGUAAAAGUUUAGAACCUUGAGGUACAUUAAAAAGUUAUGACCUGUGUCGUUUGGCUCCCACUAUGGCUUCCCAAAUGUAAGUCUACUGGAUGAAGCUCCAUGUGUCUUAUUUGAUUUUUUUUUACUGCCAAAUUUAA